UUGCUUUGAGUAGAGGCGGACGAAAUUUUAUAAUAAUUUACCCAAAAUAAGCAGGUGUCAUAAUCCACACUUGUAGCAUAUUCCUGAGCCAGCCAGAUAGCGAAAUAAAAAGAUUGUGUUUGCGUUUAUGCAUACCGUUGAAGUACACCGAUUAUUCUUAAGUAUAGUUCGAUUUUGAAGUACGCGAAAGACUUCCAGUAGUUUGUGUUGUGAGUAACCGACGAAUAUCGAAGUUUAAAGUAUAAAAGAGUUUUGUACCUAACCCCCUAUCGGAAAAAAAUGUAUAACGGCGAGAACAGGCGACACGCAAUUUUCUCAAAGUGUUUUUAUGGUUACAAUGGAGUUUGCAGCUUACGGAAGAGUUCAUGCCCGAUAUGGAUUCUGGAGAUUCUUCUUCGAGUAGUGAAAGUGAAAAUAAGAGCCCCAGUCACACGUGGUCUCGAUCGAGAUCUAGCAUAAAUUCUCAACCGAAAAGUAGAGGUUCCAACGCUAGCAGAUCUAGAUCGAACAGUCCACUCAGUAGCUCCGCAUCCCCAGAAAUUGCGCGUAAUCAAGCUGCAUCUUCUAAAUCUCCGGACACUAGGUCGGUUCGCAGUAGAUCAAGUUCAUCAGAGGGUUCGAUGUCUCCUCACAGGUCGCCCGCAGCACAAGAAACUAAUAAUUCGCCGAAACAGACCCUAGGUGUUCAACGACAGAGCCCUGACAUAAGCCCCUUGAAAGAUCAAUCUAUUAAAUCCCAUAGUAAUUCACCAGGCAAUCAAACGUCAUCCCCAAAGAAAUUUGCAGAUUCUGACAGUGACGAUAACCAAUCUAUAAAGUCAGGCAGCAGUAGUUCUAAAAAGUCUCAGAGUAGCAGAAGCUCUAGGAGAUCUCAAAGUAGAAGUUCAAGUCGAUCAAGUUCCAGAGGUUCCAGGAAGUCCAGGAAAAAAUCAGAAGAUGGAAGCACGUCUGAUUCAAGUAUUAGCAGUGUGGAUUCUUCUUCUAGAAAGAACAAAAAUAUUACGAAACCGAGUGACACCCAAGCUGAAGAUGUCUCUGAAGGUGACAUGGAAUCAGAAAAUGAAAAAGAAGAACCAGAGUUAAAGAAAGAUGAUUUAACACAUAGACCAGAACUUAAUAUCUCUCAUGAGGAUUUAUCUGAUGUCUCUGACUUGGAAGAUUCUCUGGGUGGUAAUACUGAAGAUGAAAAAGAAGAGAAAACAGCAAAUGAAAUAGAUGGUGGACAACAAAAGGCUCCAGAUAAGGGCGACGUUCUGAAGAGGGAAAGUUCCGAAAAGAAAAUGUCACAUUUAACAGGAAACGACACAAGUAGACAAGAGGAAGGAGAAGAGCCAUUAGACUUUGAAGCAGAGGAUGGCGAAUGUACAGAAUUAGAUCCAAAAGAAAAGGAUAAAAAUGACGACAGAGAUAAUGAAAAGAAGGAAGGAGGGUCUAAGAAGCCUGAUAAAGCAAAAGAGGAUUUGGAGGAAGGAGAAGUGACAGAUGAAGAUGAUGUAAGGCCAGAAGAAACGGAACCGCGACCAGUAUGUCGGUUCUUUUCGCGAGGGCAGUGCACUUGGGGCGCCAGUUGCAGGUUCCUUCACCCCGGAGUUACUGACAAAGGAAAUUAUACCAUGUUUGAAAUGAUAAGGCCUAUGGUACCAGGCGAAUUUGGUGUCGGAAGAAUGAUGGACGAACGACUUUAUGGAAAAGUUGAACCCCCCGUUGUGGAAUCUGCUUGGGAAAGGGGCCUUAGGACAGCAAAAGAAAUGUUGAGAAAAUCCAUGAAGCGUAAAGAGCAAGACAUAGAUUUUGAGGAAAAAAAGAUGAAUUUAAGUAUCGCACAAGAAGAAUUUGACAAGGAGAACGGCUACUAUGGAAGAAUUCCAUCGCCAGAGCCGAGAUACGUUCGACAUAUUCCGGAUUAUCCGGUCGCCAGGCCGCCAGCUGAGGAGUAUUAUGGUAGGCGACAAGUGCAUUAUGAACCUGAAUAUGCGCCUCCACUGAGGAGGGAACACCCGCGGCCCUAUAGGGAGCCGCCUGUGCACAGAGGUCCGCCGCCUGAAUAUUAUAAUCCUAAAUAUGAGGAAGAACCCGCCCCGGCCCCAGUUCAUGUAGCUACAACUGCUAGACGCAAAACAAAAAGGGAAGUUAUCGUCCAAAGGGCUCCGGAGGAAAGACAGAGUAACCGAGGCGACGAAUGGUCAGAUCCAUGGAUGAGGUCGAAAUCGCCAAGCCGUCGAAGAAACAGGAAAAGGUCGUACAGUUCUGGAUCUAGUUCGUAUUCUAGCAGUUCUUCCCGAAGCAGUACCGGGACUUCCAAGAGUUCGUACAGGUCCCGUUCUAGAUCGUUACAUCGCGGUCGCGGGUCGAGACCACGUCGCGGUAGGGCUGUGUCCCCCUCGGUCAUAGUUUCCGAGAGGAAAGCGGCAAAUGAACGGGCCGCUUUGAUGAAUCCUCCAGCCCCUAAACGAAGAAUACCAUCGCCAGGCAUGAUGCGCGUGACCGGGGCGGCCAACCCACCCGCGCCUGCCACGGAGGACACAUUUGGAAGCAGAAGGAGAAGUAAAUUAGCGGUGGCCGCGGCUUUGACUCUAGUCAAAGGUCAAGUGCGUAAGCCUUCUAGAUCCUCGUCGGGAUCGUCUUCUGGCAGUUCAAGCGAAUCGGACUCGUCCGAGUCCAGUAGUUCGUCUAGCAGGAGCGCAUCGCCGUUACCCGGUGGCAAGAAAACUUCCGGUACAGCGAAACCGUGCCCUUCGGAAUUAUCGUUCUUAAAACUCUCCUCGAUUUUUGCAGAAAUAGUGAAGGCGAUGGACGCGCUCAAGGGAGGGGCUUUGGAGAAGAACAAAAUUAAACUGAACUUGAAGAAUCCGGUCAGCGUUCGGAAGCCUGAGUCAGCAGAAACGCGGAAGUUGGAGCCGGUAGUGAAGAAGCGGCCGGCGAACUCUCCUCCGCCUAACGAUCCAAAGUCCAAGAAGGCCACUUCCCGAAGGGAAGAGUUGUUGAAACAGUUGAAGGCCGUAGAAGAUGCCAUCGCCAAAAAGAGGUCCAAAGUGUGAAGGUGGUUCCUUUAUAAGGGGUCGUUCGAGUUCCGAAUGGGAAAAAUACUGACAUUUGUAAUAUUUCUCGAAGCAAACUUUGAAUGUUUCGGUAUGAAAUAAGUUAUAAAAUUUUUUCAUGUAGCUUUAGGAGAAAAUUUCGAUGUCAUUCAUUCUAGGAUUAAACAUGUUUUGUCUCGAUUUUAGUUGUUAUGAUUU
Molecule: messenger RNA, 3236 nt
Organism: Cylas formicarius (sweet potato weevil)
Lineage: Eukaryota; Metazoa; Arthropoda; Insecta; Coleoptera; Brentidae
Product: zinc finger CCCH domain-containing protein 18
Exons: 8
Coding region: 366-3038 (890 amino acids)
Molecular function (GO): metal ion binding
Source: RefSeq, a predicted model, not a curated record